Micropterus salmoides (largemouth bass) is the source of this 3043-nucleotide messenger RNA. Its product is annotated as GRIP domain-containing protein RUD3-like. The coding region runs from base 31 to 993 and encodes 320 amino acids. The record is from RefSeq and is a predicted model, not a curated record. Lineage: Eukaryota; Metazoa; Chordata; Actinopteri; Centrarchiformes; Centrarchidae. The transcript has 4 exons.
CACAGCAUACUGUCAGAACCGCUGACCAUCAUGGAUCAACCGUUGGAUAUCUAUGUUAAUGUACAAAGGCAAUCACGUAAUCCCAGCGAGACGAAAAGGGAGAUACAAAGUUCACAAAACAUUUAUGAAAAUGUGUUAAUCCACACUGCGGACACAAAAAGAGCUGGACCUGCACUCUCAGGUGCUAAAGAUGGAAGGAAGAGUUCCUGCAGAGUUGCUGCAGUGUGUCUGGGUCUGCUGUGUCUUCUCCUCCUGACCAUUCUUGUAACUCUGGUUUUCCUAUUUACCGUGAGCAACUCUGAGCAGAAAAUGAAGAUGGUCCAGUUACAGACAAGUUACAACAACCUGACUAAAGAAAGAGACCAGUUACAGACCAGCUACAACACCCUGACUAAAGAAAGAGACCAGUUACAGACCAGCUACAACACCCUGACUAAAGAAAGAGACCAGUUACAGACCAGCUACAACACCCUGACUAAAGAAAGAGACCAGUUACAGACCAGCUACAACACCCUGACUAAAGAAAGAGACCGGUUACAGACCAGCUACAACAACCUGACUAAAGAAAGAGACCAGUUACAGACCAGCUACAACACCCUGACUAAAGAAAGAGACCGGUUACAGACCAGCUACAACACCCUGACUAAAGAAAGAGACCAGUUACAGACCAGCUACAACACCCUGACUAAAGAAAGAGACCGGUUACAGACCAGCUACAACACCCUGACUAAAGAAAGAGACCAGUUACAGACCAGCUACAACACCCUGACUAAAGAAAGAGACCAGUUACAGACCAGCUACAACAACCUGACUAAAGAAAGAGACCAGUUACAGACCAGCUACAACACCCUGACUAAAGAAAGAGACCAGUUACAGACCAGGUACAACAACGUGACUAAAGAAAGAGAUCAGUUACAGGCCAGCUACAACAACCUGGUUAAAGACAGAGACCAGUUACAGACCAACUUGGCUAAUGCUGCAAGGAAGAUUUGAUGCCCUGACAAAAGACAGAAAUGUUCUUCAGAGAAAGCUUCAAGGUGUCCCAGAAAGAUGUGACGGUGAGCGGGCGUCCACAAUACCAGCACCCUGAAACUGAUGGAGCUUAAUAGAAGUCAGAAAGUUUAAUUGGAAUAAGUGAAAAGACCUGCUCCACUUAUUUAAAUGUCCAUCAGGUGGCACUGAAUCAUUUAAGCCAUAAGUGUGAAUAAUUGCUGGCCUUCCUAUAGCACAGUCUGUUUUAAAAUGUGAUGUUUGAUCAAAGUUCAGUGCAGCAUUUCUGGAGAUAUUUCAAGCCCAUAGCAAUAACAAGAAAAAUAAUAUUUCCUUUUGUUUUCAGUGUGACACUCAAAAAUGUACAAACCCUUCUAUAUCACAUCCAGGUCACAGGCACAAUGUGGAGCAGUAAACAGACUGCCUACAAUACCGUAUUUUUUAAAUUGUAUUAUCCAAUAAAUAAAUUUAGGUGUGAACUUUGAUUUUCUGCACUGUGUUGAAAAAGAAGGAUGCUUGUUGUCUUGAGUGAGAAGAUUUAUGUUGCAGUAUUUUCUGUUUUAGACACCAGUAUGUGAUUUUAACUGUAUGUGUCACACAUUGCCUGUCUGAUCUGUUUAGUUUCAUUAUCCGACGUUUUUGUUAUCUAGUCCGUUGUAGUUUGGUCUCGUCCUGUUUGUUUGUGUCUUGUUGUGGAGUUUGUCUAUGUUGCUGUCUUCUGCUUGUUCUUUGUAGUUGUUCUGGUCUGUCUGUCUGAUUGCCUCCACCUGGUCUUGGUCCCGUUCUGCUCGUUACCUGGUGUUAAAUGUUUGCUUGUUCUGUUCAGUCUCUUUCUGGUCAUUGUAGCUUGUAGUGCUCAGUCUGGUGUUGUGUGUAGCUUGCUGUUGCUCUGUCUCAGUCUCAUGUGGUGUGAUAGAAUUCUUUUGUUCGCCCUGCUUGUUUCCUGUGGAUUUUGGAUUUCUGUUGGAUUAGCUGUUCUGUUGGAUUGCCUCAUUUUGUUUGGACUUUAUUUUUGGAAACCCUCAGCUCAGCCACUCUGCCUGUAAGUGUGCUCACUCUUAGUUGUUUAAUAAAUAUCACUGAACCAGUUACCUGUACCAGUUAGCCUUUGGGUCCUGCAUUUGGGUCCUAAAACCUUUCAACUACACUACCACCAAGUAUGAAAAAAUUUGAGGUUACUACACCUUAUGGAGCUUGCAAAUGGAAACAGUUGUUUUACCUAUUCUAAAAAAACAACGAUGUAAAGUUGAGAAGAGGAUUAUGCUGCAAGGGAGAUGUUACAGACUAGUAGUUAUUGUUAGGAUUUCACUAAAAGGAUUUAAGAGCAGACACAAGCCAGAUGUCAAAAACACAGGCAGGUUUAUUUUCAAUGUGCACAGAGAAAAACAGAUGGUUGGGGAUGGGGCGGAGAACUCGAAAUUCUGCGGGGAUCAGUGAACCCACUGCUGGACCUGAGAGCGGACAGUAUCAGGAACAAACAAACGGUUUGGCCUCACUAACCCUAACAUCCCUAACACCCUAACAACUAUUGGGAUAAGCGGCCACACAAAGCAGGUUAUCUAUGCAAUAAAUAUAGUCCCAAAUGUAUUGUAGCUGUGUGGAAAAAGUGUUGUACUUGUACUUUCAAAUGUGUGAAAAUAACAAAUCGAUUUAAUUUUAGUUACACAUCUACAGUAUCUGACAUGGAUGAAAACAAUUCAGAGAACUCAAUUGUAUGCGUAAAUGUGUCCAAAAAAGGUUUACAGGUACGAAUUUAUUCUACCUACAGACCUACAGUUACAAGUAGUUUUGUCCCACAUUUGACACAUUCCCCUCCAGGGAAGCACAGAUUAUUAAAUAAAUUAGAAUUUAUUUUAAAGGACCAUGCACUGAUACGGAGCAUUUCCUUGUCACUGAACUUGGUCAGGGUGUCUGUCAGAUUUGGGAUUAUAUGUGGGAGAUAGCAUGAACCUUCAAUAUGUUAUGUCUUCCCGGAGAAGCUCCUCUCUGGCAGAUCAGAAAAGGAUGCACACACCAUGUCAAGGAGGUUCACAUCUGUCUGCACCCACCCUAG